AUGUCGGCACAAGCAGCAAUCAAGGCGCCUUUCCGCCUGGGAAUGAAGGAGGUCUACCUGCCCAAUUUCACAGUGGCCCUCGUCCGGACACCGCGCAUGCCUCCCAACUUCGCCAAAUUCAUUGUGCCCCUCAACAUGAACAAGCUCGACCUUCGCGACUACCUCUUCCAUGCCUACGAUGUCCGCGUCGUCAGCGUCCGCUCCUACAUUGAACAACAAAAAGUCACCCAGGGCAAGCCCAACGCUCCCAAGAUGCAGAUCAAGCGCUGGUUCCGCCCGCGUGCCAUCAAGAAGAUGACGGUCGAACUUGAGCAGCCAUUUGUGUUCCCCGAGCUGCCGACCAAGGAGGAGUUGAACGCCAACUGGAACAAGGAGACAUUCGACCAGGGCCAGAAGGACAACGACAAGUACGCCGAGCAAAGAGGCAGAUUGGCAGAUACCUUUGUGGACAGAGACGAGAGAAAGAGCAUGAGAGAACAGGCGCAGGCAUUGCUGGAGAGAAAGGAACAGUGGAAGCCUGCCGAGACAUUGGGCUUUGCAGUAAGGAAGUAA
Aureobasidium melanogenum CBS 110374 is the source of this 552-nucleotide messenger RNA. RefSeq lists its product as uncharacterized. Gene Ontology annotation, cellular component: mitochondrial large ribosomal subunit; ribosome. Gene Ontology annotation, biological process: mitochondrial translation. Lineage: Eukaryota; Fungi; Ascomycota; Dothideomycetes; Dothideales; Saccotheciaceae. The record is from RefSeq and is a predicted model, not a curated record. The transcript has 2 exons. Bases 1 to 552 code for a protein of 183 amino acids. Gene Ontology annotation, molecular function: structural constituent of ribosome.